Coturnix japonica (Japanese quail) is the source of this 4353-nucleotide messenger RNA. It is a transcript of the gene ICOS, whose product is annotated as inducible T cell costimulator. The record is from RefSeq and is a predicted model, not a curated record. Gene Ontology annotation, biological process: cell-cell adhesion; T cell tolerance induction; T cell costimulation. Lineage: Eukaryota; Metazoa; Chordata; Aves; Galliformes; Phasianidae.
CCUUUGCUACCCAUGAAUCCUUCUCCAUGUUCACAGCAGACAGAAAGCUGAUGCCUCUUUGUCAGGCAAGCAUGAAGUCAGUUGCAGUAAUUUUCUGUCUCCUCUGCUUUCAGUUUGAAGCCUUCUGUGGAGCUGAUACCUGCUCAUCAAAAUUGUGCAAAAACAUCGACAAGCUUCAGGUCUCAGACCCCCAGGGGAUAGUAGAAUUUGAAAAUGGAAACUUCAAGUUAAUAUUCCAAAACCCCAAAAAUGUGAAUGAGUUCAGCAUGACCCUCUUUAAAGGGAAUGAAAGGAAGGCAAUUUGUGCACUCCAUGUGAAUAAGAAGAAAGCUGUCCCAAAGAGCAAUGUCACCUACUGCCAGGCAGAGCAUUCAAAUACCAGCACCACCUUCAUUCUCACAAAUCUGGACAGAAAACACAUUGACACUUACACCUGCUGUCUGGAGAGUUUAUUGCCCCCCCCUUACAUAGACUGCCACUUAAAAGAAACCUAUUUGUACAUCCAAGAUAAGGAAGACUGCUUUUCACACGUAAUCAUGUCGUGGAUAAUUAUUGGCCUGAUUGCAUUUGCCCUGAUUUCCUGUAUCUGCUGUGUAGUAGCCUACCGCUUAAGGAACAAGAAUCAGCAGUGUGAAUCCAACUCCCAUGAGUUCAACAGUGAAUACAUGCCCAUGGCAGCAGUGAAUGCAGCUAAAAAACCAAGAAUCUGAGGUUGUAUUAAGCCUACAAGUGCUUCAGUUUUGCUUGUUUAAGUUGCUUCUGGCACAGAAAUUCUGGCAGCAGAAGUUUCCAGCUACUUGAACCUGGAUAGCAGGAAAUCAGCAUUUCCUCACCUUCUUCUGCCUCCCUGAGCUCUUAUGAUGGCCCUGUGCUCAGUCAUGAUACUGUUGUCUAGUACUGGUACUACUAGUUUUGCUAUCACCUUGCGUUUCAACUGGCAAACUGCCUGAUCCACUGACUUGUGCAUGAAGUGCUUACAAUCUGUUAAAGAUGUCAGCUUUUUGCUGAAGAAAAUGCUGUGUGUGUUUGAGAGUAGAUUCCUGUAGUGCCGCUACGGAGGGAACUUCUAUUUUCUACAGUCUCUAUGGUAAACUUUCCACUGGGAACUAAGGAAAAGACUACCUCCAAUGCCAGUCCUUGUGACUUAGCAAUAUGCACUGUCAGUGCAUUGCACAAGACCACACUAGGAGUAAGCAAUAUGCACAUAUUCUCCUGCAAACUGUGAGACAGCAGAGAAACAAAACCUGAGAAAGCACAGCAGAGACUUUACUAUGACUCAGAACCUCAAGUACAUGCAGCUGCAUUUUUUCUUAUUUGUGCUGUUGGUACAUAUUUGCCAUUUGUACAUUAGGGGCACUCUUAUCUAAUUAAAUUCUGGAUUCUUCUAUCAAAAGACAAAUUUUGACUAUAGGUGUUUUUUAAAUUAGUUCAAACCUGCAGAACUGCUCCCUCAACAAGGAGGCAUGAUCUCUUCAUAUCUUAACAGCCCAAAUACAACAGAGUCCACAAAACCAGCAUAUUCAUGGACUCUGCUUUGCAAUUAUCUUCCUCUUGCACUUUGACAUGAAACUUUUGCCACUUCCCUAGUGGGUUUAGGGGUUACUUGACCAGCAGAUAGCUCAGAGCCUAUAAUAUGAAUGAGAUAAUUUAAUGAAUGAAUAAAUUAAUGAAAUGAUCCAUCCUUCAUUCUAUUUGUGAAAUCCACCAAAACUCUGGACCAUAAAUCACCAACUGACCCUACCUGAAUAUAGUGCUAACAUUUGGCUGCAUGAAGCAGAGCAGUGCACUGUUGAGUCUCUUUGUAGUUCUUUGGCAAAACGAAUAUUGGUUAGAGGAUGCAAUUCGGUUUGUCUGGUAAACAGAAGGCUGGUUUCAAAUUUGAUAGGGUAAACAGGGAUCAGCAGACAUGGAAAGGACGUAAACUAGCAUGUCAGGAACAGAGUUUCCCUCAACAGAAGCCUAAAUACACAGAGGUACUGCAGAGAGAAGGUGCAAAUUUUUCACUGUGACAUUAAGGAAAGGGAAAAUGAGAAGGGUACUGAAAGAAGUGAGGACUGCCAGUUUAGCAGAAGCUAACCCACUAAGGAAACCAGCUCCUAGGUAUGGAUGUAGAGGGGCAGGCUGGCAUGCUAGGUAACAUUCUUUUCUGUUGUUCCAUCACGUUUGCCAGUUUACUUAAGCUCCCUACUGAACAAAACCAUUCCCCACAGAUACAUCCACAGAUAAAUGGCUUUAAUAUUUUGAAAAUGGUUGAUAAAAAAAGUGGAUUUGAAAAUUAUCAGUGAAUAAUCUCUACAGUUUACAAUAAAUAUUUGAUAUAAAAUACUGUGUAACUGAGGAAUCUUACUGCCUGGAACUUCCAACCAGAAUGAGAAAGAAAUUCGUGGAGCAAAGAAUUCCUGAAAGAAUGACAAAAAAAUGAGGUUUGCCUUGAGACGCUGCUGUGAAAAAGAUGUGUCAAAAUAUGCUGUACUCUAGAAAGACAAAUGGAUUGAACCCACAGUAACAAAGCUUUGGGAAGUCUCAUGUUUCAUCACUGCUUUUUAAUUCUUAAUACAACUUAUUUUAUUUGUUAUACUACAUGUUGUUAGGAAACAUAAUAACUGCAUGAAAGUCAUGUGAAAGAAAUAAGCUCUGCAACAUCCACAGUUCAAGAGGGAGGUGGUAGGGGCAAUUUGUAUCUGUAUAGGAACUUAAUGGGAAACAUAAAAAGAGGGGGGAAAAAAAAGGAAAAAAAAAAUUUAAAAAAGUGAAAAACAAAAAUUUGGAGCUGUUUCCAUGCAGUGACAGAAUCACUUUGAUUUGAUUGAUUAGUUUCCUGUUUGUUUUUUUUUCCAUGAAAAUGUCUUUUUUUCUUCUUGCCUUUGUUCUUCAUUUCUUUUAAUCCUUUAUGCCAUCCACAGUAAUGUUUUAGGAAUAUUUUGGAACAUUUUUCAGUUUCUUUCUGCCACUUCAAAACCCCCAAAUUAAAAGGAGAGGGAAGAAAAUGAAUAACAGGAGAAUUAGAAAUAAUGUGUGAAAAAAAUAACAUGAGCCGAAUCUACAGACUGAGUGACCAAAAAGAAACUAAAAUAAAAAGAGAAUAAAGAAUGAUUCAAGAAAAAUAAACAAAAGGUCCAAUAUUCUCAUAGGCCAACAAUUCAAAAAGUCAAAACUCUUCUUGGAAAAUCAUAGUUUUGGGAAAAUACCAUUCUAGCAGGAAAAAAAACUCUAACAGAAAUAUUUCAGCCAACUCCUGCAGAAAAUCCAUUUGUGAGCAGAAACACUGGUAAUAUCCGAACAGCCUCCAGGAAAUGAGUUUGGGGGUGGGGAAAUAAACUACUAAGAAUCAACCUCAACCUGUUUCCUCUGUUUGCAAUAUAAAAGUUUAGGAUUGUAACAACAAUUUUCCAAUUGUGCAGCAGUCCAUGAAGGGAGUUCUACAACCUAGGCCUCUCCAUCUGCAUUUUUACAGUGAAUAGAAUUUGAAAAGGAUUUUGUUUAGGGCUAUUCCAGGAACCAGGUCUCUAAAACACAUGCACACUGAGGAUCAGUGGUAAAAAGAACCAGUAACUAAGAGGCUUUGAUCCUUACUAAUCUAUCCUUGUAACAAAUUGUCAAACAUUUAUUUAAAGUCAGUAACGCACUUUCAUUCUCCCAGCCAGUGCCUCUGUGGACUUUCUGAAGUCAGUAAAUCAGUGAACCCAAUAGGUUUCUAUGGCAAAGAACUAAUUGCAGGCUAGGAAUAAAAAUUUACAAUCUGAGCAAGCUCAAGUGAACCUAAUCUUGUUAAACUGGCAAUACAAACUGCUGUGAAUAGGUGAAAGAUAUGGGUGACAACCACAGCUACUCCAAAAUGUAAGUACAGAAAAACGACAAGAAUCUCAUAAUUUGAACACCUGCAUAUCUUGAGGUAAUUUGAAAUCCAUAUCUCAGUGUAUAUUUUAUAAGUUUACCUCCUAGCCUGAAUUAUGAACACAAAUCUACAUGCUCUUGGAUUUUAAUGAUUGAAUCAAGAUUGCAGUUUUGUACCUAAUAUAUAAUACUGUGAAAGAAAUGACAUUAUGAAAUGAUGUGUACCAUUUUGCCCUAUCGUGGGUAUUACAUUAUCUUUAAAGUUCAAGUAGGCUGAAAUUCUGUCAUAUUUCUUAUGGACUUUAGAGAGAUUUUUGUUUAUGGCUAGAGGAAAAGAGGCUCUGCAACAAGGGGAAAGCAGGCAAAUCAUCAGAACAGAGAUUUAAACCAUGGAUACACAUUCUCUGUUACUGGUAAAAUGUUUUACAUAUGGAGAGUUCAUAAUACACACGAAUAUGUAACUUGCCAUGUACAAGAACAUAUCAACAAUAAAAGCAAGAAAACUACAGGUUACUGAAA